Messenger RNA from Lachnellula hyalina, 270 nucleotides. RefSeq lists its product as uncharacterized. Lineage: Eukaryota; Fungi; Ascomycota; Leotiomycetes; Helotiales; Lachnaceae. The record is from RefSeq and is a predicted model, not a curated record. The transcript has 2 exons. Bases 1 to 270 code for a protein of 89 amino acids.
AUGCCGAUCGCACACAUGAGCAUCAAUGUCGCCGACUUCGACGCAGCCAAAGCUUUCUAUAGCGCCGCGCUCGCUCCACUCAACUACAAAGUAACCAUGGAAUUCCCUGGCUCCGUCGGAUUUGGGGUCCCUGGCGACAAGUCGGAUUUCUUUCUUGUUUCCAGCAAGGGACAGAAAGUACAGCCGGUGCAUACGGCGUUUUUGGGGCAGAGUGAAGAGAUGGUUCAGCAGUUCCAUACUGCUUCUUUCAAAGGAGGCGAGGCUAAAUAG